AUGUCAAAGAUCGCCUCUACCUUCUCGCGCCUUGUGCGCUUCGUUCCCAAGUCGAACCCCUCCAAGGUUCUGAUUGGCGAGCCCGUUGAUGCCCAGUUGGAUGUCGGAUUGGCUUUGUAUCAGGGCAAGGAUGUUUCAGUUCGCCCAUUCUCCGGCUCCUCGAUGCUCAACCCGGGCCAGGUCACCGACUCAACCGAGACCAUUGGCCGCAUCCUGUCUCCGCUGGCGCAAAGCGAGGUUGGAUCCAUUCGCUGCGUUGGCUUGAACUAUGUUUCUCACGCCAAGGAGAUGUCUCUCCCGAUCCCGGACGUGCCAACUUUGUUCAUCAAGCCCGCAACCGCUCUGGCCGAUCCCUUCCCGGCCCCAACUAUUCUGCCGAAGAUUACCCAGAUCGACAGCACUGGUGACUAUGAAUCCGAGAUGGUCAUUGUCAUCGGUCGUGAUGCCAAGGAUGUUCCUGAGUCUGAGGCCAUGGACUACGUGCUGGGCUAUACUGCCGCCAACGACGUGUCCAGCCGUACUUCGCAGAUGAACCAAAGCCAAUGGUGCUUUUCCAAGGGCUUUGAUGGCUCUUGCCCCAUUGGUCCUGUCCUAGUCUCCGCUGCUCUGGUGCCAGAUGCCAGCAAGUUCCAGAUCCGCGGUCUCAAGAGCGGCCGUGUGAUGCAGGACUGCCCCCUCACUGACUUGAUCUUCAGCGUUCCGCAGCUCAUCAGCUUCCUUUCCCAGGGCACCACCUUGCCUGCCGGUACUAUCAUCCUGACCGGUACCCCGCCCGGCGUCGGUGCAGCCAAGAACCCCAAGGAGUUCAUCAAGGCCGGUGACGAAUUCGCCGUGGAGCUCCUUCCUCACGUUGGCACACUGAUCAACAAGAUCGAGCACCAGUAA
Messenger RNA from Penicillium macrosclerotiorum, 885 nucleotides. RefSeq names its product fumarylacetoacetate hydrolase family protein. Gene Ontology annotation, molecular function: acetylpyruvate hydrolase activity. The transcript has 5 exons. The record is from RefSeq and is a predicted model, not a curated record. NCBI's taxonomy places the organism in Eukaryota, Fungi, Ascomycota, Eurotiomycetes, Eurotiales, Aspergillaceae. The coding region runs from base 1 to 885 and encodes 294 amino acids.